This is a messenger RNA of Pipistrellus nathusii (Nathusius's pipistrelle), 264 nucleotides long. The record is from the annotation of a GenBank genome assembly. NCBI's taxonomy places the organism in Eukaryota, Metazoa, Chordata, Mammalia, Chiroptera, Vespertilionidae.
AUGUGGCACAACGUGGGGCUGACGCUGCUGGUGGUCGUGGCCACGCUGCUGUUCGUGCUGCUGCUGAUGGUGUGCGGUUGGUAUUUUGUGUGGCAUCUUUUUCUAUCAAAAUUCAAGUUUCUGCGGGAACUGGUGGGAGACACAGGAUCCCAGGAGGGAGAUCAUGAACCUUCAGGGUCUGAAACUGAAGAGGACACUUCCUCAUCUCCACACAGGAUCAGAGCUGCUCGCCACAGGAGGGUGCCCGCUGAGGAAAACCACUGA